Molecule: messenger RNA, 2005 nt
Organism: Chara braunii
Lineage: Eukaryota; Viridiplantae; Streptophyta; Charophyceae; Charales; Characeae
Source: the annotation of a GenBank genome assembly
GGCAGCAGUUGGCUGCAAUUCCAUCUCAGAAGCUAGCGUCCUUACUGUGGCUACAGUCCCAUCUCUCAGUUGCUACAGCUAGGUGGUUGGGGAGGAGGGGAAUGGAGAGCUGCGAUGCAAGGAAUGGUUGUCCGGGGUAUCCACACAGGUUUGAAUCGUCGCCAACGUGGCAUGAGUUCAGAGAGCGCGCACUCGCGAAAACAAACGGAGAUCAACAAAAGCAGGUCGGCGCCCAAUCUCUGAGCGAAGGAGAGGAGGAGACGAGAAGAGGAGAAGAGGAGGAGGACGAGGGGACAGUUCCGCUUGCCGGUAAGAAAGAUCGAGAGAGCGUCGAGAUGGAGGGCGGAGAUGGAGAAGAGUCGGGGAUGAUGCGAUCGGCGGCGGCAGGAGGGAGGCACCCUGGGGCUGUUUCCCAGAUUCAUGAGGAGGCAAACGGUUGCCCCAUCGCUAAAAAUAGCAGUGCAGGGAUGAACGAAGAGGAAGAGGCGGCAGGCGGAGUGCGAGGGGGCCGAGAUGAAGAGGAGGAGACCGUCCAAGGCAAAGAGUACAGAGAGGAAGACGGAACGGAGAGGGUAGGGACACAUGGUGGUGGCAGGCCAGCGGAGAAUGCUUCUUGCUGGUCAGAGCUUGUUCGGCCCGAACGAGGAGUACAUGCCUGGGGGACGAAGCGCAGCGGGCGAACAGGGAGAGCGGAAGUGUCAGUGGAGAGGUGGAAAAAGACCAAGAUGCAGUCACGAGAGCAGAGGAUGAGGAGAAGGCGAGUAGCGGUUGCGAGCGAAAAGGGAACGAGAGGAAGAAAUGGGCACGGGUUAAGUGGUGGAAGCGGAGAAAGGCCAGAGGCCCUGGCGGCAAACUAUAGGGCUCUUUCUCAGACAAGAGAAGAGGCAACGUGGGGUACAAGGCUGGGGGACGAAGCGCAGCGGGCGAACAGGGAUAACAGGGAGUACAAGGUUGGUAAGAAUAUCGGUGGAGAGAGGAACGAAGCGGAAGACGGGCAGCAGACGAACCGAGAAGGGGGAGGACAUGAGGGGAAGAAACAGAGCGCCGACGACCAACGUGCGGAAUCUUUACACCGGUGUCGGCUAUGGGGGAAAUCUUACGAGGAGCUCCUCCAAUCCGACGGCGGGCCUGACGGUGCUGGACAGCUGUCGUCCGGCAUGCAUGGUGUGCAUGGUAUGCAGCCAUCGUGGGGAUAUUCUGAUGGCACGACAAGCGGGGACGACGAUCUGUUCACGCCGCCAGCCUCUGAGCUGCCCACGCAGCAGCUUUCAACACCAUCAGUGUGCAACAUCACCAGCGCUUGUAACACUAUGAUGGGAGGUCAUACUCCUUUGACUCCUCGCUCUCUGUUGGGGGAGGGGACGCAUGUGGGGGUGGAUGCAGUGUUCACCUCUGUGGCACAGUACAUGACGCCGAACAUGCCUGCUGGUUUUCAGAACGCCCAGUCUCGUGGGCCGCUGCCGUCACCAGGUGGAUCAGGAGAUGAUGAUGAAGCUUCUGAGCCUUCUAAUGGAGGAGGGAAGAAAGGGAGGGGUAGUGGCUGGGAUCGCAGCCUCCUCAUUGCUCUUAUAGAGGCAAAGAGGCUGGAGGCGAUUGACCCAGAAGCACACAAAUUGGCUCUUAUAGAGGCGAAGAGGCUGGAGGCGAUUGACCCAGAAGCACGCAAAUUGGACGGUGGGCCGUUGAAGUGGGAGGUGGUAGCGCGAGCAGUGAUGAGGAUCAGCGGAAGAGCAACUGACAAGACUGCUGCUUCGUGCAAGAAGAAGUGGAAUGAGCUGACGUCGAAGUACAGGCAGAUCUUGGAUUCGAACCUUCGGUCUGGGAAGCCGAAGUACUGGGAGAUGACGCCUGCAGAAAGGAAAAAUGCGAAGCACGCGGAAGGAAGAACGAAGGACAUUCUGCUAUGAAACACCUGCGGACCGGGUCCGAUCUCGGAUGGCGGACGCAGAUGGGGCUGCGUCCGCGGCCAACCUGCUCCGCGCCGCGGACCUGAUUUUACCAGAAU